UGUUUAGGUUUGUUCGCGUCGCAUGCUCCAAUGUACACCAGGGAGCAUUUGGAUCACGGAUAAGAUGGUGGUUGGAGCAGAUGAGUUCAUGUGCACCAAUGCUCAGUGACACGAACGGAUUGGAGCAGUCUCUCCUCUUUUAAGAUGCAUGCAAACAUGCAAAUUAAACUCGCAGCAUGGAUCCAUUGGAAGAUUUUCUCAUUGGCUUUAAUAUAUUAAUUAUGAAUGAAAUUAAUGAAAAUCUUUUACCUUUAGCUGUAAUUCGUGAUUUAUUUGUGGAAGACAAUGGGAACGACGAUGAAAUAGAGAAUAUUGCUAUUAAUGCAGUUAUUGAAAUCGCUGAAGGUAUCAUUCCAAGAAGACGUAGAACAUGCAUAACUAAUUAUAUUGAACAAAUAGUGCCAAUGUAUACUGAUGAAGAAUUUAUUAUGCAUUAUCGUUUAAAAAGAAUGCUUUUCAGAAGCAUGGUGGACAGAUUUAGUUAUUGUGCACAUUUUAGAAAUCUAGGAGGACAUGGAGGAUUUGAAGUAGUUUCGGCUGAAAAACACAUUCUUUUCUAUGGUUUGCUGGGCAUCAAAGUGCAAGUUUCAGGGAUGUUGCUGAUAGAUUUGAUUUAUCUCUUAGUGCCCUUGAAUCAGUGUUACAAAGAGUCACACAGUUUUUAUAUGAUUUAAGAAAUGAAUUUAUUCGGUAUCCCACUGAGGCAGAAAAGCAGAGAACACAGAGAUAC
This is a messenger RNA of Harpegnathos saltator (Jerdon's jumping ant), 730 nucleotides long. RefSeq lists its product as uncharacterized. Lineage: Eukaryota; Metazoa; Arthropoda; Insecta; Hymenoptera; Formicidae. The record is from RefSeq and is a predicted model, not a curated record. The transcript has 3 exons. The coding region runs from base 177 to 674 and encodes 165 amino acids.